Messenger RNA from Polypterus senegalus (gray bichir), 11576 nucleotides. RefSeq names its product A disintegrin and metalloproteinase with thrombospondin motifs 15-like. Bases 1073 to 3928 code for a protein of 951 amino acids. Lineage: Eukaryota; Metazoa; Chordata; Cladistia; Polypteriformes; Polypteridae. Gene Ontology annotation, biological process: proteolysis; extracellular matrix organization. The transcript is spliced from 8 exons. The record is from RefSeq and is a predicted model, not a curated record. Gene Ontology annotation, molecular function: metalloendopeptidase activity; zinc ion binding.
GUUUAUUUUAUGUCACCUUAAUCUUGUUCUUAAAACGGUGUGUUUCAAAUCCGAAACCCAGAAUCGUCACUCUUCUGUCAUACUAAUUACCUGAAAUAAUUGCUUGUGAUAUUUAGGGGAGUCGUGUGCCUUGUAUCUGAUUUAUUUGCAGGUAUUUACGACGCUAAUCAAAAUUAACGGUAAUAUUCUCGACAGGUUAGAUUUUUUUUUUUUUUUUUUGGUAAAGGGACUUUAUUCGGGUUUGGUUAUACUGGCAUUUAAAAAUAAUGAAUUUCUUGCGUCGUGAUCGGUUGCUUUGAUCCUGAAAAAUAAAUUGUUUGACUUAUUUUAUAUACAUAGGUGAGCAUCUUCAGAAAAAAAAAAAAAACUGCUUGGUUCGUAACAGUCUUAGAUCACCAUUAUGAAGAUUACUUUUCUGUUCUUGGAGCUGUGCAGACAUCUGCAUAGUAAGGGGUUAAUAUUAUCCAUUAAAAUACACAUAUUUAAAAACUGCUUAUCAAAGUUGAUAUUGUAUUGUUUAGAUAAAUCGGACAUUUAAACACGUUGAAAACGAACCUGUGAACGCAUGCAAAUAGCAAUACAGUACCUCUUAUUCUAUUUUUUCUUAAAAAAAAUCUCUAACAGCUGUAUCUGCUGAUCUGCCCCUUUCAACUGUCCAGCCCAGAUGGGAGGGAACCCACCGACUUUAAGAUCAGGCUGAAAAGUGAUAAUAAUAUUUGAAGAGCUACAAGUGGCUGUGACGCCGAAAAACGAACCGAGAGGCAGGUCCAAUGAGCAUUUCCAGGACCUCCCUUCGCUGCCCCAAAAAACUCUGAUUGCAACUGCUCAAAUGUUUACACAUGACACAAAUGUAUAAAAUCAGCUGAGAGAGAGGCACAGUACAAGAGGCAGGUAGAAGAAGAGAAUGGAUCAUGCUUUUGUGGAAUACCGAAUUUUGCACUGAAGGGCACAGCUCGUCAUACCUGUGUAAUACCUUGGAUUAUUAAUAUUAAACACCUUGUUUUAUUAUCAUGAACACUGUACUACAACACUGUUAAAUUAGGAACACUAGCAUCCAUUUGAGAAGCCAACAAUGUUAUUGAUAAUCAAAACCCUCAUAAUUCUUUGGAAUAUUCUGUUGGUGUUAAUCCAUUUUAUCAGCAGUAUGGAAAGUGAAUUUUUUACGCCAGUCAGAAUGGAUCUGCACAAUUGGGAUCUUGAGAAUGUCAUACGCAGCACAGAAGAAGCAAACCUGCGUAAAGUUUUUAAAAUCAGCGCGUUUAAUCAGGAUUUCUAUCUGAAUUUGAUGCCCGAUUCCGAUUUCAUUGCACCUUCUUUUUCUUUGCAUAAUGUGGGUACCCGACAGAGAUCCACCUCUAAUCCCAGCCUCAGCCGCUGCUUUUAUUCUGGGGAUGUGAAUGCGGAUCCAAAUUCCUACGCCGCUUUCAGUCUUUGCAAAGGUUUACUGGGCGCUUUCGGCUACAACGGAUCGGAAUAUACAAUAAAGCCGUUUGAGAAUGAUACUGUGCCACGAAAAGUAUCCAAUGUUCUGAGCUUACACACAAUUAAGCGCAGAAACGCACCUGUCCAAAGAGCAAACUAUACCUCCAGGUGCGGUGUAGGAUCAGGUUUGAAUCACGCUGUUUUAGAGGCUCUAGAAAACUACAGAAGCUUCCACAGAAACGGCAGUAAAUUAAGGACAGAAAAAGGGCCGAGAAGCAUUGGCAGGCAUAAACGGUUUGCUUCUGUCCCCAGGUACGUGGAGACCCUCAUAGUAGCAGACGAAUCAAUGGUGAAAUUCCACGGUGACGACCUUAAACACUACCUCCUAACAUUAAUGUCAGUUGCAUCCCGACUUUACAAGCAUCCAAGCAUUUCGAACUCCAUUAAUAUAGUGGUGGUGAAGUUUAUGAUGAUAACAGAAGAAGACAAAGGACCAAAGAUUUCCAGUAACGCGGCAAUGACUUUACGAAAUUUUUGCACCUGGCAAAAAAAGCUCAAUAAAGCAAACGACAAGCAUCCAGAAUACUGGGAUACUGCUAUUCUUUUCACGAAGCAGGAUUUGUGUGGGGCUACCACCUGUGACACGUUGGGCAUGGCAGAUGUGGGGACAAUGUGUGACUCAAAGAGAAGCUGCUCUGUAAUUGAAGAUGAUGGCCUUCCCUCUGCUUUCACUACAGCACAUGAACUGGGUCAUGUCUUCAAUAUGCCCCAUGAUAAUGUGAAAGCCUGCGAGGAAGUAUUUGGCAAGUUAAAAGAUAAUCAUAUGAUGUCUCCCACACUUAUUCAAGUGGAUCGCUACAACCCAUGGUCAGCCUGCAGUGCCGCCAUCAUCACAGAUUUUCUAGACAAUGGCCACGGUGACUGUCUUCUAGAUCAGCCCGUCAAACCUCUUGUCAUUACUGACACUCUCCCUGGUGCCAGCUAUAACUUAAACCGGCAGUGUGAGCUUGCGUUUGGACCCGGCUCCAAGCCUUGUCCCUACAUGCAGUCUUGUACCAAGCUGUGGUGCACAGGAAAGGCUCGUGGACAGCUAGUAUGUCAGACAAGACACUUCCCGUGGGCUGAUGGAACAAACUGUGGAGAUGGAAAGUUCUGCCUUAGGGGGUUUUGUGUUGAGAAACACGAUGUAACAAAGUAUAAGGUGGAUGGUCGCUGGGGAAAGUGGGGCCCGUUUGGUCCCUGCUCUCGAACAUGUGGUGGUGGUGUACAGCUGGCUAAAAGAGAGUGCAAUAACCCACAGCCGGCCAACGAAGGAAAAUAUUGCCAAGGUCUCCGAAUCAAAUACCGGUCAUGUAAUUUGGAUGCCUGCGCUGAAACAGGUAAAAGUUACAGAGAAGAACAAUGUGAAGCAUUUAAUGGGUACAAUCUUAAUACUAAUCGACUUACACCCUCUGUAGUCUGGGUACCUAAAUAUUCUGGAGUUUCACCCAAAGACAAAUGCAAGUUAAUCUGCAGAGCCAAUGGGACUGGUUACUUUUAUGUAUUGGCACCAAAGGUGGUGGAUGGGACACCUUGCACACCAGAUUCCUCAGCUGUGUGCGUUCAAGGAAGAUGCAUUAAAGCCGGAUGUGAUGGAAAACUGAGUUCAAACAAAAAGUUUGACAAAUGUGGUGUGUGUGGUGGAGACAACAAAACUUGCAAGAAAGUUUCUGGAUUGUUCACAAAGCCUAUACAUGGUUACAACUUUGUUGUAAUGUUGCCAGCUGGAGCUUCAAGCAUUGAUGUCAGACAAAGAGGCUACAAAGGAAUGGUCAAUGAUGACAACUAUCUUGCUGUUAAAAACGGCCAAGGAAAAUAUUUGUUAAAUGGGAACUAUGUUGUCUCAGCAGUUGAGAGGGACAUCAUGGUAAAGGGAAGCUUGCUCCGUUACAGUGGAACCACCACCUCUGUAGAAAUGUUACAGGCUUUCAGGCCACUUCAAGAAUCUUUAACCAUUGAAGUCUUGUCAGUGGGGAAAAUGACACCCCCACGUAUUCGUUAUUCAUUUUAUUUACCAAAGGACAACAAAGAGGAAAAGUCAUCAUUCAAAAAGGAUGGAAUGAACAGCUCCCUUAACAAAGAAAUGGUGGAUACUAACCAGGUAGAGGUCAAGAAACCGGAAUAUAAAAGACCUUUGUGUAAGUGGGUCACAGGUAGUUGGGAUGAUUGCUCUGUGACUUGUGGGAAUGGAUUGCAAAAGAGAACAGUGGAAUGUCGUGAUAACAAUGGCAUAUCAGCUACAGACUGUGACAUGUCCCUGCGUCCGGUGGACCUUCGAAUAUGUGGAGAUCCAUGCCCAUUGUGGAACAUCGGGGAAUGGUCCCCUUGCUCUAAGACUUGUGGUAAAGGAUUUAAGAGACGUACUUUACGCUGCAUGACCCAGACAGGACUAUAUCUGCCAAGAGAGCAUUGCAAUAUCAAGAAAAAACCACAGGAGCUGGACUUUUGUACAUUGCGAUCGUGCUAGCAGGUUCUGCAAAUGGUGGGGGCUUUUUAUUUGAUAGUUGGGCUUCAUCGAAUACAUUUCAAAGAAAAUCUUAGCAUGCAGGCAGAAUUUCAUUUUUUUUCUUGGGCAUCUGUCUGCAGAAGACAUAUAAUAGGAAACUUUAAAGCCGGGAGGAUAACGAGAGUAAGAUGUAGGAGUUAAUGUCCAUUAAUUUCAAAUCAAAUAAAAUUGGAGUUUCACAUUCAGCACAUCUACCUCUGAUGUAAAAUUUAAAUAAUAUAAUUUGGAAGCAAAUUAUUUUUAAGUAUUUUGCUUUUAAAAUGUUGAAGCUUUUGGAUAUCAACACAAAACCUCAACUCUUCAAAAGAAAGAAACAUGUAAGAAAUGCACAAACUCCUUAUAUUAGACUUUCUCCCUGAGUGCAUUAGAGUAUAGUUUAAAGCCCAGUAGCUGUAGAGGUUACAUAAUCAUUUUGACAAACACCAAUGUGUAUAGCCAUAAUCACAGAUCAAAGAAUGCAUACAACAUUCUGAACACAAAUAAUUCUGUUAUCAUGUUUUAAAUCUCAAUAUUUAGAUUACUCAGAAUGCUGAAUUCUUAGCAAAAUAUCCAGCUAGCAGAGAAAAGCUUGUUUAUGUAAAUAUAUGGUGGAUUUUGCUCUGGUGCUCAUUUUAAAUACAUUGCUCUUCAAGCAGCAUGCAACCAUUAACAGCAUACUGUUGAGCAGACAGACAUGUUCAUCAUUGAAUCAUUGAUGUUUUACUUUACAUGCUGUACUGUAGGUCAUUUCACAGUGAAAGCAUUGCUAUCCUUUUAAAUACCUCAAAAAUGAAAUUAUUGCAAAAACAGGUGAAAUGAAAUAGAUGUAAAUUAAAAAUAUCUGUCUAAUGUUAAACAAAUGAAGGUUUAAGCUGUAACUAGAAAAAUCUUUUUAAGGAAUAUGACAUCAUUUCAUUCAUUCUGUGAAUUGAUUUUUCUAGUACUGAGUGACACAGAGGUAAAUCUUGUACUGGCUUCAAAAGAUGCAUGCUAAGAAAUAACCCAGAAUUAUGAACUGGUGUACACAGUGACAAUCAUACAAGGCCAAUUUGAGUCGCCAAUCAGCAUUGGUCUUUGGGCUAUACGAGGAAAUCUGAGCACCCAGACUAAUCCUAAAAAUACCGUGAAGAACAAAUAAGGGACUUAAUAACCAAAGAAAAGUUGCGGUGCCAGCUGGGUCACCCAUUUACUGCCAGUGUAGAAAGCUUCUCUAAAUUAUCUGCUCUCUUGAGCAGGCCUGGGUUGGGGAGCUCUGUUUUGCAUCCCCUGACUGUGAUGCCAUCUUCUAGGAGCCCUUGAAUUUAUAUUGUCCCGAUCAGAAGAAGCAUGGUUUAGUUGACUUGGGGCAUAGUCCUCCUUGGUUGGCUUCCUGGAAGUACAGAGGGGGAAACAGAUGGCAUUAAUAGCAUUAUUGCAUACUUUGUCUGAGCCUGGAAGGUGAUCCUUAGGCACCCAUGCAUGACAAUACACAGUAGAUGGUGUACACUCAAUAUGGAAGGCACAACUAAGUGGAAUCUAAAGCACUAGAAGACAAUAAUGCUAUGCAUUGCAAAUUUUACAUCAGAAACUUUAUAUACUGUAAAUGUGCAUUCAAAAAGGCAAUCAAAAUAACUUUAAAUCACCAGCGGUAUAAAAGUUUUAUGCAACUGGUUUUAGUACAAUUUAUAGCAAAUAAUUUUGAAACUUUGGUAGAUACAGUACAUUAGAAUAAUUGUACAGCUGUAACUAAGAAAGAAACUUAAUUCUGCCACCCAUUAAUCACAUGUGUACUUACUGGUCAAUUACUGUGUAACGACCGGCAUUGGUACAUGAAUACAAUAUACCUGCAGUAAAACAUGAGUAUCAUUUUUACUGAUAGUACUUUUUAUUGCUUCAUUCGUACUCAGUUGCGUAGUUACAGGUAUAAUGUAAUUGUGAUUUACACAUAUUAUUUAAACAAAUACAGUUAUACAUUAAAACAUGCAAAGAAAUAGACUAAUUUUAGUACCACUUAACUUUACACACUUUUAACGUUUACAAUAAAUAUUAUUUGUUUAAUACUGAGUACUGUAAAAAAAAAAAAAAACAUCCAUAUUAAAUUAUCUGGCUGUCUUUGAAUCAAUACCUGCUAACUUAAAUAAGGUAUUCACACUCCCUAUAAAACUGAUGAUUAAAGUAUACUACUAAAGUCACACUGGAGAUUCAUCUUUUAUUAAUAAUAUUAGAAAACUUCUGUUGCACUAAACCAAUAUUCCCAGAAAAUAUACUAAUUCAAGGAAUAGCUAAAAAACACAGACUUGACAAAGCACAGAAGAAAAAUCUGAAAAGAAUAUGUAAACACCUCCGUAGUGACAACAAAAGAGUAUGCUCUUGCAGCAAUGAUAAUCUUUCUUAAAAGCAAUUAUGAUGUUAAACAAUAGUAAAAUGGUUUCAGAGCUUUCUAACAGUGCAAUGAACAGCCCGACAUUCUUAAAGGAAUUGAUCUUAGUAUUUCACUUAAAUACAAACAUUAUUCAUAUGCUGUGAUAGUGUCUCUUGUGUAAGAAUAUUCAAAAGUAAAUAUGAAUGGAUAUUGUGACUAAAUGAAUUAAAUGGUUUGUUGCUUCAUGUGAGCAUGUUAAUACUAGUAGAUGUGAAAACCAUCAAUUUCCCUAGAAACAUUAAUGCAUUAUUAAGUAAUAAUUGCAAAACAUUCACCUUUUUAAAUUUCAAACACUUUUCAUCAUCUAUUAAGUAAACCGUGUUAUAAACAUGUGUCUCUUACACACAUGGGACAGACAAAUAAAAAUUACAAAUAGAGGCUCAUAAAAUGACACCAAAAAUAACCCUUAGCUGCCCCACUGGGUUUACCAACUGUCACGUGUCCCAUUAGUCCACAGCAUUGGGUUUUCACUUUUUCCAUUUCACCAAAGUUUGACCAUUGUAAUUGUUUUCUUUCCCCUAAAGCCAUUCUGCCUUCAUUAACGUAAUUAAGCAGCGUCCUAAUAUUUGUUGUUUGCUCUGCUACUGAAUGUCUUACAUAUCUUUGAAGUUCCUUUAGGUUCUGCCAACUAGGAUUCACUUGAUUUUGAUCAGCUUUUUAAUAGCAAGUCUUAAUUUUUCCUUGUUUUGUUUUGACCUACAUUUUCAUUGUUCUAGAAUCACUGAAUUUUGUAUAUCAUUGCUCUUUAGAUACAGCCUUAUAAAAGUCAUGUAAAUAGUCAUGUCACUAGGGUUCAGAAGUUAAACUGAAAGUCCUGAGGUUCUACCAUAUCUAUUUUUUCAUUUCCGAAAGCCAAUAAUCAUAUCAAUAAGGUUUUUGUGUAAGCCAGUGUUCAUAAAAUUUUCAUUUUAUCUUAUCUAAUUAAUUAAUUAAAUAGUGAAUUAAAUACAUUUAUAUCACGCCUUCCUAAUCUAUUCAAAGCACUUUACAUAGAUAGUGGGGAACUACUUUAACAAUGACCAAUAUGUAGUAUCCACUGAUGCAACCGCAGCCAUUCUUGUGUUAGUACACUCACCACACAUUAGCUAUUAGGUGAUGAUGGGUUAAAAAAGAUAAUUAGCCAAGGACAGGUUAUGAAUAGAGGGCCAGAAUGACCAGGCUAAAGUAGGCAAUUUAGCCAGGAUAUUUUGAAAGACACCCAAGGAUGUUUUAUGACCACAGAUAGUCACAUAAGUUUUACGUGUCAUCCAAAGAAUGGUGCCAAAUUUUACAGAACAUUGUUCCUGUCACUGCACUGAGGCUUUGGGAUCCACAUAUAGAGCACAGGUUAAAGGGUAAACUCCCCCAUUGACCUGACCAACACCUCUUCCAGCAGCAACCCCACAUUUUCUUAGGUGGUCUCCUAUUCAAAUACUGUACGGGCCCAAACAUGUUUGUAUGAGGUGGAUUACCUGUUCUGAAGUACAGGUGCUGCUGACCAUCUUAUUUCUUUAUCACUGUUGUACCUAUAAAAAGGGAGACACAGGCUAAGAAUAGCCACAUGUUUGUAUUCCUUAACAUCACUUAAAAACCUCUCAUUAGCUUAUACAGGCAUCCUUUCCCUGAUGCUGCUAUCUCUGCAUAUAAAUACUAGAAAUCUGUAAAUCAGUACCUUUUUGCUCUUUCUAUUGUAAAUGCCUAAUUUUGUGUAGAAUAUCCAUUUAUCUAUAUGAGCAAUACAAUAUAACAAUCAAGUCAUUUUUAUAACAUUUUGAUCAUGUAAAUUUGUUUUCAGCUUUCAGCUGGUGGCCCAUGGUCAAAAAUUUGUUAAAUAUUAAUUAAGUCCCAGAAACAGUUUUCCAUCACUGGUUCAGUACAACAAAUUUAAUGUACAGAAUCUGUCCCUGAAGAGAAGGGACAAACUUAAGGACAUUGAUAAUGACUAGCAAAUAUUAAUGACUACACAAUUGUUUUGUUUUUGAUUUUGUUUAGUUGCAUUUAGUCCUUAGAGAUACACAAUGUGCCCAAAUGUUCUGCUAGAGUACAAAAAUAUCAAUUGGUAAAACAAUCAGACUUGGACAAAAAUUUUGAAAAAAAAAAUAAAAAUUGUAAAAGAAAUUUAAACCACGUACCAAAAAACACCGGAAACGAUCAAGAAAGAAACCUUAAUUUGUUUCAUUUUAUAUUUGUAAAUGAAAUCAUUUAAUUUACACAUUAAAAAAGGAAAAGCAUAAUGUGUAAUCUCAUACAUGAGACAAACUUCCAUCAUCCCGACCAGUUUGUAUUUUAUUUGUCAGAGAGUAAAACCACAUAAUCCAUACACACUUCAGUCAUCUGCUUUGUUAAACAUUUUAUUCAAGAAUAAUUGUUAUUAAUACAGAAACUAUAUCAUUAUAAUCUUUAAGUUUACUGAGAGGUGUGAAAACAAAGCACACAAGUUGUUGUUAAGGUUGUUUUUAUAUUAUUUCAAUUCAACAAUUAAUCUAAAAAAACAAAUAUAAAUGAAUUACCCUCAGUUGUUAGAAUUGCUUAACAUGCACAUGUUUUUUGCCUCAUAUUGUCUGAGUAUAGUUUAAAAAAUAAUCAUGUGAAACUCAAAAUGAAGCACAGACAUAAUACUGAAAUGGCAACAAUGUGUUUCUUUAAGUGUAAAAGAAAAAUAGAUCACAAGCUGUGAAGAAAUUUAUAAUAUAAAUAAUAAAUAAUAUUUAUAAUUUUGAAAAAUGAGUGGAAAACUUUUAGCCCAUCAAGAUUAGUUAGUUAAGUAAUAGCUAAGCCAUCCAAAUAGCUCAUUUAGACAUCUUUUAAAAGCUAUUAAGAUUUCUGCUUUAGCUAUUUUUCCCUGCAGUUUUUUAAUUUUUUUUGCAGAAUCCCACAACCCUUCAUCUGAAGAGGUGCUUUCUGGCUUCUGUCUAAAAUACAGUAUAUUUCCCCUGUAAUUUCAAUUAGUAUCCUAUCCUCAAGAACAUGAUUCUCUGUUUAAGUCAAAGAAUUCUCCUGGAUCUGUUUAAUGGUGUCUUUAAGAAUGAAGACUUUGAUUAACUAUACACAUAAUCCUCUGGCUCUAGAUUAAAGAGAUUUAAUUCCCUUAGCCUGUCAGACCAGAGAUGCACUCAAUUGCUGUGCUUACAAUUGAUAUCAUAGACCAUAAAUUCAUCCAUCUAUCCAUCUUUCUACAUUUUGGUCUGUCUUUUAUCACAGCAGCAUUGGUUACUAUGCAGAAAAUAAACUUGGUUAGAACACACAUUGUGUCAUUCAUACACCCUCAUUCACUCAAAAUGAUUAUUUUUUGCAAAUAAAUUAUGUUAUGAUGGAAUUUACAUAUGAAUUACACACUAGCAUCACACACCAGUAUUGGUAUUUUGUGUUUGUAUUAAGGCAUCUUUUUAAUAGUCUUAAUAUUAAGAAAGUUUACAACUUGUGGGUAAAAAAAUAUGAAUUAGUCAUCUCUUACAUCUUUAGUUAUUUUGAAAAUAUCCUACUGCUCAUGACUUAUAGCAACUUAAAACGAAUUGGGGUUAGAAAUGUGUUGAUGAAUUGGAUUUUAUUCUUAUAUCCCAGUAAACAGUUUUGACAUGUGAAAUUAGCUCUCUCUAGUGAUCGACUAAAUAUUUUCACUGCUCACCCUCAUUGAAAUUAUAAAUUUAUCUAUAUCUUAUAUUCUUUUCAGCUUUUCACCAACUGAAACAUUCUUCUUUACAAGAGAAGUAUUUUACAUUCAGAGCUUUAUUAGAACAACAUGUUAAUUUAGAGCAUAUCUUAGCCAGCCAGACAGAUCAUGCAGAUAAACGUUUGUAUUAAAACUUACUUAAUUAAAAAGAAGUCAUUACUAACUUUCUAAUUGGCUUACCUUAUCUAUCCUUGACUAUUUGGCAAGUUUUUGGAUAAAUGUUUGCUUAGAUAUUCUCUGAUGUUGUACGAUAAGUGGGACAGUGGAGAACUGCAGAGUGCCCAUCAUCAGGUCUUAUUGCCUUUAUUUCCUUCAGUUGUGACCACAAAGGUAUUUGUUGGUGUUCAUCUUCUCCAUGAACCUGUGGAAAUCCACUAGCCUGUUACAUCCUACCUACUAAAUGUCUUCAUUUGUUAUACUGAAAUAAGUUUCAAAGCAGAAUUUGUAGCAUAACAAAAAAUAACAAAUUUAAACAAUGGAAAACUUUUCAGUGAGAUCAGAGUAUUUCUCUAAUUUUAAUGCCGGAGUACAAUAAUCAAAAACUGAUGAAACUUAGAAAGUUCCUUGAAGACAAAACUAUACAUUUUGUUAAAAAGCUUCAACUCAUGUUUUUCCCUAGCUAUUACCACCAGCUGACUGAUAGUUUUCGUAUACUUUCCUAUUUUCUUUUUGAUGCGUACAAUAUUUGUGUGAGAACUUCUGCUUUUCAUGAGGACUGGACACUUACUAAAAUGUGUUUCAAGAAUUACUCUGCAGUGUAGAUGGGGCAGGCAGACACCUCAUAUAGUCAUAAAUUUAUUUCAAUCUAGUACACGCCUUAGUAGAAUUCGGUUUACACAGUACUGUUCUUAUUUCAAUAAACUGUUUUGCAACACUGCCAUCUUUUAAACUCUGUUGAAAAUCUUUCUUGGUGCUGGUUUGAAAUGAAAUCGCUCUUAUUUUCAUCAAUUGACCAAAUUAACUGUAAAAUUGUUCAGCCUGACUUGUGGUUUUCAAAACAAGGGAUAAAUGGCCCAAGAGGCAUGAAGACCCUGAAACUAAAGCAUACUGUAAUCUCUCAGUACAUUAUUAACUAGUGUUUAAUUUAUACACUAUUUCUUUUGGGAAAAUAUUUGAAAAGCAAAUGCAUGGUUGCACUGAAGACUCAAUUACAUGUAUACUGACUUGAAAUUAAGAUAAUAAAAUGUUCACUUUUUAAGCAGUUUUAUCAGUCAUGGAAAUAAAAAUAAUGAAUGUGUCAGUAGUGCCAAAAUAUGAAAAUGUUGCUUAGCAUCACCCAUGUAUUUCAAAUGUUGUUGACCUUUGGCUUCCAAAUACUGUGUACUGAUGUAAUGUUUUGUAACUAUUUGUAACAAGGACUCCUAUAAUCUUUUGAGUUAUAGUUUUGCAUUUUGGUUGUUUACUUUGGUUCAGAGGGAUUACAUCUCCAUCUAAAAGAUGGUUCCUAUUAUACUGGGAAUUUAAUUUUGUUUCUUUUGCACUUUACAUUGCAAAAGACUGAUGUACAAGCUUUUCUGUAUACUAUGUAUACAUCCAUUGGGCUGGAUUCAAAUAAAUAAUGUAAAUAUUCUUGUAGUUCA